AUGGAGACACAUCGCGAGUCUAGGACCGCCUCCUUCUACAGAAUCCCGCCUCUGCACAUGGUCAGCGUGGAGCACCCUGCAGUGAUCCGCAAUCUCGAUAAAGCCGUCGCGACUUUGCAAGGCAACACCGGCAUCGAGAAGAUGCUGAACCCCACCAAGGCUGAUACUUCGGUCAAUUUGAUGCUCAGGCCGGAAGAUGCCUUGUCACGACCCAUUCAGUCAACAAGCUGUCCAUCAAACAAUGUUCUCCUCAAAGUAACCGUACCCAAGCGGACGGGUCGAAAGCGUAAGAGAGGGACGAAUGACCCCUUCGUUGAUGCUACCCCAGAGUCUGCGGGAGAGCAUGUGCGGCGGCGGCCCGCGAAGGAAAUCAUGCGCAGCCUAAGUGAUAAUCCCUCGAAGUACAGAGUUGAGGCCAUGGGAAAGAUCGAACGGACUCAUGUGUUUCGAGGUAUGCCUGAUUUUGUCUACUCGACCGCGAGGAGUGCCUUCAUCAACAAGUUCCGGGAGCAGAUUCUCCCCUAUGACUUGGAGAAAAUUAAGCAGUUCGAUAUUGAUAUGAGCAAAGGCGCCACUGUGAAUGUGGAUCUCAUCCCCCCGUCUGCCUUCAGCCAAGGAGAUGUGCCAUUCCAGUACAUCUAUCGCCAAAAUCCAAUGGUCAAAAAGGCCGUCGGCCAAUCCGGCGAGGUCACAACCGUCAACACCCAACAAGCAGCCCGAGUGCGCACUCAUCUAGUCGCCUACGACAUCCCCGAAGUUCCCACCGAGCCUCAAGAAGGUCUCGCCCCAAUCGAGGAACUCGAAAAUGGCCUUCGCGCAACCAUCCAAGUCCUCGAAGAACUCUUCGAAAGGCGGCCUGCCUGGACUCGCCGCGCAAUCCGCAACUACCUCACCACCGACGAACAGCGCAACAACCUGCGCCACGCCAUCCCCUACGUUGGCUACAUCUUCCGCUCCGGACCCUGGCGCGACGCCAUCAUCAAAAUGGGCCAUGACCCACGCACUUCCCCCGCAUACCGCGACUAUCAAACCUUCAUGUUCCGCAUUCUCCCCCGCGAACCAGAACUCGCCCGUGACGGCGGCACCGGCCGUCGCCACAACAUCUCCCGUGUAAUCGGCGACGAGAUGAAUCAAUCCUCCGAACUAACAGACACACACAUCUUCACGGGCCAACUCCCCCUCCCACGCGACGGCCGUAUCUGGAUGGCCUGCGACAUAACCGAUCCCAUCCUAUCAAACAUCCUCUACCCACCAAACCCGCCAGAGGACUUCCUCCGACCAACCUGCGAGAUCAUCACAGACGGCUGGUUCGGCAACGGCACGCUGGCCAAAGUCAAAACGAUCAUGCGAUACAAAAUUCAAACACUCAUCGAGGACCGACAACCGCACGACUCGGACUUUCGGCGUAUCAUCGCGUUCCCGGAUCAUGCGUUCACUGAGGCGGAUUUGGCGCUGUAUACGGUUCCGAUGGAGGGGACGCUUAGUCGGGAGGUUACUAUGGCUACGGAAGUGCGGGCUUCGAUUAAGGGGGCGCCGCUUUGGCGGAAGAUGCAUGAUCGGGGGCGCGGGGAUUUGGAUGGGGAGAAAAUGGGGGCUUUGAAGAGGGCGAGGGGGAAGGGGAAGAAGAAUAGGGCUGUGGAGUUUGAUGUUGAGAGGGAAGAGGGACAUGGAGAGGAGGAUGAGGUGGAGGUGGAAGGGGCUGGAGAUGGAGAUGCCAAUGAAGAGGAGAGUGAGAGUGAGGGCGAGGAAGAGGAGAUGGAGCGUGUGGAGAUGUGGGAGGAGCAGGCUGCUGCUGCGGUCAAGGCUCGAGAGGCUGCGUUGGCUGAGGAGGAUGAAAAUGGAAAUGGAAACGAGAACGACGAUGAGGAUGAAGAUAGUGAUGAUGACGAGGAUGAUGACGAGUGA
Messenger RNA from Penicillium subrubescens, 1905 nucleotides. RefSeq names its product transcription factor TFIIIC subunit TFC1. Bases 1 to 1905 code for a protein of 634 amino acids. Gene Ontology annotation, cellular component: transcription factor TFIIIC complex. NCBI's taxonomy places the organism in Eukaryota, Fungi, Ascomycota, Eurotiomycetes, Eurotiales, Aspergillaceae. The record is from RefSeq and is a predicted model, not a curated record. The transcript is spliced from 5 exons. Gene Ontology annotation, biological process: transcription initiation at RNA polymerase III promoter.